AGGUAAUUGCCGGCCAAAUAUUGACUCAGGGCGCAGGUUAUCUUCUGCUUUAUAAACCAGCCGCCAAAAAACAUUUGUGUUAUUUCACGUCCAUUCAUCGACAUAAUUCGUUGUUCUUGUUUGUGAUUCCCAAAUAUAUCGAGAUGAAAUCUGUUAUGAUUGUUCUUCUCGCCUUUGUGGCUCUGGCUGCAUCACAAGGCGUGCAUGUAGUCGACAACAAUCCAAGUCAUGUACAUGUAGUUGACAACAAUCCGAGCCAUGUUCAUGUAGUCGACAACAACCCUAGCCACGUUCAUGUAGUCGACAACAACCCUAGCCACGUUCAUGUAGUCGACAACAACCCUAGUCACGUUCAUGUAGUCGACAACAACCCUAGCCACGUUCAUGUAGUCGACAACAACCCUAGCCACGUUCAUGUAGUCGACAACAACCCUAGCCACGUUCAUGUAGUCGACAACAACCCUAGUCACGUUCAAGUUGUGGAAGAAGCCGACAACCAGAAUAGUUUCAACCAGGGUAAUUUUGCUCCCGACCCAGGCUUCGCUAUUCAGCACAACCCAAACAAUGGCUACGAGCAAAUAAGCACUGGGCCAGCCUUCGUUGAUCAAGGAACUUUCCAGAACAGACCUUACCCAUACAUUCACAAUUCUGACCCAGCAUUACGCAGCGGAAAGUAAACAAAACGAAGUCUAAAUAAAAUGAUUCCAAUAAUUCUACAUACAUAUAUUUUUAUAUACAAUAAAUAUAGGAUUCGUUAAAACAUAUUAAUCGCAACUUUUUAUUUUGUUUUACUGUUUAAUCAAAUUAACUUUUAUAUCCAUAAAUAUAAUUAAAUUCUA
Molecule: messenger RNA, 839 nt
Organism: Nymphalis io (European peacock)
Lineage: Eukaryota; Metazoa; Arthropoda; Insecta; Lepidoptera; Nymphalidae
Exons: 17
Coding region: 144-677 (177 amino acids)
Source: RefSeq, a predicted model, not a curated record